Molecule: messenger RNA, 402 nt
Organism: Angiostrongylus costaricensis
Lineage: Eukaryota; Metazoa; Nematoda; Chromadorea; Rhabditida; Metastrongylidae
Source: the annotation of a GenBank genome assembly
AUGUUCGCAGCAUUCAAGACUAAUUCUCUUAUGGGCAGUCCAGUUCAUCAUGAAAGAGCCGUUGUCGUUUGCAGAUAUGAGCAAUUCGAGUUGGAGCGGAAGAAGAAGCGUGAGCACGCGGCGACCAGACGACGGGUGCCGCCACCGCUUAUUUCAGUCAGGGACACGAUCCGUGAGACCAGUGUGAUCGUUCCCGACAUUAAGGAAUUCAAAAAGCCUGAUAUUAAACCGUCGUAUGUUUGUGCCGUGACGGGACAGCCAGCUCGAUAUCGUGAUCCUGUCACUCGAUUGCCGUAUUCCACUCCAUUCGCUUUCAAAAUAAUUCGUGAUCAAUACAAUAAGUACCUGAGGACCAUUAAGGGUAACCCCAAAGUGACGGAAUACUUGAAGCAAUUCGAAUGA